Messenger RNA from Oryzias latipes (Japanese medaka), 1425 nucleotides. Its product is annotated as lymphocyte antigen 75-like. The record is from RefSeq and is a predicted model, not a curated record. NCBI's taxonomy places the organism in Eukaryota, Metazoa, Chordata, Actinopteri, Beloniformes, Adrianichthyidae.
AGAAAUAAAAAGGAGAGCUGCCUGUAAAAGCUAUAGAUAAGUGAUCAUUGGUGAGAGCACAGGAAGGCUGCCAGGAAAAGAAAGGAUCUGCAAACCAAGGAUGGUCAGGACACUCCUGCUAUGUGUCACUCUCUCAGUUCUCUCCCUUCCAUCUACAAGAACAGAGGCCUUUUUUAGAGAGUAUCACCAUGUGAAGGCCCUGAAGACAUGGGAGGAAGCCCAGCAGGCCUGCAGACAGCUGUACUCUGACCUGGCCACAGUGGCCAGUCCUGCUGAGAGCACCAGGCUGUUGGGGGCGGUCCAGGAGCCUGGAGAACUGGCAUGGAUCGGGCUUUAUGACAACAUGGCCAAGUGGAAGUGGACGAUGGGACAUCCAGACUUUGACAGCAACAUUGACUAUCACAACUGGCAGUUCGAUAACCCUAAAUAUAAAGGUACCAAAGACACCUGUGGGACGAUAAGGUACAACGGACUUUGGCGUGAUGAAAUCUGCGACACAGAGCGUCCUUUUGUCUGCUACCAUGGACAAGGCCCUUCACAGUUCAUUUUUGUGAAUACAUUGAUGACUUGGGACAUGGCUAAAACCCACUGCAGGUCUCUGUACACCGACCUUGCUAGAGUCAACAACGUGUCUGAGAAUGAACAAAUCUUCGCUCUGCUGCCGCGAAAUGCCUGGAUUGGCCUCCACAGACGCCCCUGGUCUCCCUGGUCAGAUCAGACCGCUGCUAACUUCACAAACUGGGAGGUUGACCAGCUUGUCAAUUUGGACAACACCCUUGUUUCAUGUGGUGCGGUCAACACCACCACAGGGCUGUGGUUUAAUGUCAGCUGUGCAGAGAAACACAACUUCAUCUGUCAAAAAUUGAUUCCGCCUAGAAGCAGAGUGAGGCUGAGGUUCCAGUCUGGAGCUGACCUGACUGACCCGGAGAUUCAACUGCAGAUUUUAGAGCAGCUGCAAGCAAAGCUGAAGACUGACAGUUCAACCGACUACCAACUUCGCUGGAUUACGAGGGACGGUCAGAUCUUUCACAAGGACAGGAACGAGGGGCAGGAAACUGAGCUGAUCGGCGGACGUCGAUGAGAUUCUCCCUGAACCUGCAGACUCAGCUGAUGGAGCAGCCGCUGGCUUUUCUGAAAGCAAUAUUUAGGACAUCAGACAAUAGCUCUGAAACACUGAAUGUUGUGCAGGAAUGGAAACUGUUGGUGUUUUCUUCUAGUAAGCUCCUCUGUCAAUGUUUAUCUGGGAUUGUUUGACUGUAUCCAUCAUUGUCGGAAGUUUUAGUAGAAAAGGAACCUAAAUGACAUGUUUACAUUUUUCUGAUUUAUUAAAAAGAAAAUAUCUCAUUUUAGAGGGAAAAACAUCCUUUCUUGUAACAAAUUGUGUGUUGGGAAACUCAUUAAAAAAGUGUGGUUCUAUAAAAACAC